Molecule: messenger RNA, 2004 nt
Organism: Hemibagrus wyckioides
Lineage: Eukaryota; Metazoa; Chordata; Actinopteri; Siluriformes; Bagridae
Gene: ypel2a
Product: yippee-like 2a
Exons: 6
Coding region: 458-808 (116 amino acids)
Source: RefSeq, a predicted model, not a curated record
CAGUGCGCCACCGUGCUGCAUGUUUUACUGUGUACGUUUGUAGUCGUGCAGGAGUAUGGACGGUUUAUUGAAAGUUGAUCUAAUACAACAGUAGUGAUUUACUGUGCCUGAUUUUGGACCUCAAGAAGAGAAGAGAAGAGACGGCACGACUGAAACAUUACAUUUCGUCCUUUCCAUUCUGAGAUGGACUGGCUUGAGUAUAUCAGAAAGAACUGAUCUCCUGGGAGUUUCACAACAGUAUCACAGUGGUUCAGAAAACAAAAAACAUGAGGGUGUGCAGUCUGAAACACCAUGCUGAUUAGAGAGAUCAGAGGAGAAUGGCCAGACUGGUUUGCGCUGGUUAUAGAGUUCCACCACGGCCCUUACCUGUGUGCUCCACUGCUUCCCCUGUGAUCCAUUCUGGGCUGAUUGGCCUUUCCCACUGUGCUCCCGUGCUGUCUCUCCUGCCACUACUGCCAUGACACGCUCUAAGACUUUUCAGGCCUACUUACCCAACUGUCAUCGUACAUACAGCUGUAUCCACUGCAGAGCUCAUUUGGCCAACCAUGACGAGCUCAUCUCCAAGUCAUUUCAAGGUAGUCAAGGCAGAGCCUAUCUGUUCAACUCUGUGGUAAAUAUUGGUUGUGGGCCAGCAGAGGAGAGGGUUCUGCUGACAGGUCUCCAUGCUGUGGCUGACAUCUACUGUGAAAAUUGCAAAACCACACUAGGAUGGAAAUAUGAACAUGCCUUUGAGAGCAGUCAGAAGUACAAGGAGGGGAAGUUUAUCAUUGAGCUUGCCCACAUGAUCAAGGACAAUGGGUGGGACUAAUGACCUUAAAAAUGCAUAGCUUUUUUCCUGGAUACUCACUCACCUGACCUAUAUCUUCAAGAUAUAUAUAUCAGGGCUGUGCCUCUCCUAUGUGCAGAUGUGUGCACGUGUUUGUUAGCAUCACACUGAGAAUUUGCACUCUGAGUUUUCGCUCAGUUCAAUACAGCAAAGUAAGGAAGUACAUCCUUAUAGAACAUCCAUGCUUGUAUACAGACAGUGAAACCAGGUAGCUGGAUUGAAUAGGUUUCACAAAGCGCAUUUUAGUUCCACUUGCACUGUUCCCCAAUGGCUGGACCCAUGGAGAAAAUUUAUUUUUUUGUGCAGCACCUUACACUAGUGCCUGCUGGUCAUUUUACUUGAGACACUAAAAUACUUACACAGCUGUCAAACAAAAGAACAAGUUUCUUUCUUGGUCCCUUUGAUGGGUUGCACGAUUUAUUUAAACAUGUAUUUAUUGAUCUUGAUUUUCUUUAUUUGUUUCAGGGGCAAUAAACCCUGUGUUGAACCUGUAGCAGACCUGAUUUUUUUCAGUAGUAGCAUCUUUAUAUGUAUUAUCUCUUCAUAAUGCUGUUCUUUUUUUCAUAUGUCUAGUGAUUGUUAUGUAUGUGGGUCAGUUAUACAAGUGUUCACUCUCCUCUCAGUAUUGUGGAUCUUUGGUUGAUAUUUAUUAUUGGGGGUGUGCUCUUACUCUCAGUUUCUCACUGUCAUCAUCAUCAGCAACAUCAUCAUCAUAUAAUGUGAUUUUAGCACAGGUCUACAGCUUAAAUCAAAUUAGACCAUUAAGAUCACCAGACAUCACAGAAAUUUUAAUAAACCCUGUGUGUGUAACCAAAGACUUCUCAAUCAGCAGUACACUGACCAAACUGAUUUCUGUGUCCAGCUUCUUUUACAUUAUUAUUUACACAUUGUGGUGUGGAGAUUUCUAAAUAUGAUUGUACAUUUUGUGUCAUUUGUAGUUGCUUUGAACAUAUACAUUACACAGUUAUGUAUAAGCAAAUUUGGGGUGUAUUUAUUCUUAAUUAUUAACAGUCUUGUCAUGUCUGUGAACUAUGAUCUGCUAUGGGCAUGGUAUAAUUCCUCUUCUUUAUAGUUUAAAAGAUGUAUUUUAUGAUUUUCUUUUUUUUUUUUUCAAAAAUUUGUUGAGAUUGAAACAUUAUAUUUAAGUCUGUUAUCAGUAAAGCUGAGUUUAUGAAUGA